Pyrgilauda ruficollis (rufous-necked snowfinch) is the source of this 4086-nucleotide messenger RNA. RefSeq names its product spindlin-3-like. Bases 1 to 549 code for a protein of 182 amino acids. The record is from RefSeq and is a predicted model, not a curated record. Lineage: Eukaryota; Metazoa; Chordata; Aves; Passeriformes; Passeridae. Gene Ontology annotation, biological process: gamete generation. The transcript has 3 exons.
AUGACUGUUUAUCAGAGCAACUGCCAUUCACCAGAAGCAAUCUUCCUGUGCAAGUUAGAUUACAAAAAUGAGGAAGGAAAGCAUAGAAACAAUGUUGGACCAAGCAAACCUAUUUCUCAGCCACGAAGAAACAUUGUAGGCUGCAGAAUACAGCAUGGCUGGAGAGAAGGGAGCGGACCUGUAACACAGUGGAAAGGCUCAAAAGAUGAAUGGAGGGGGAUGGUCUUGGCUCGAGCUCCUAUUAUGAACACAUGGUUUUAUAUUACCUACGAGAAAGAUCCUGUGUUGUAUAUGUACCAACUCUUAGAUGACUAUAAAGAAGGUGAUCUUCGCAUUAUGCCUGAUUCCAAUGAUUCACCUCCUGCAGAACGAGAACCAGGUGAAGUUGUAGACAGCCUGGUAGGCAAACAAGUGGAAUAUGCCAAAGAAGAUGGCUCAAAACGGACUGGCAUGGUCAUUCAUCAAGUUGAAGCCAAACCAUCUGUCUAUUUCAUCAAGUUUGAUGAUGAUUUCCAUAUUUAUGUCUAUGAUUUGGUGAAGACAUCCUAGACGUCACCAUGAAUGUCUGCCAAAUUUGUGGAACUAUUAAAUGUAAAAUUUGUAGACACAGACUUGACUGUUUUUCAGUUGAAUGAAAAUUUAAAUGUCCCUGCGAACCCACAAUCUCUGCCAGCAACUGUUUUGUUCUGAAUAAUACAAAUUUAUGUGAAUAUGACACAUCUUGUGUAAGAGAGCUCCUUUUCUUGAAGGAAAUCAAUAUAUUUGGGUGGUAGGGAGUUAAAAGCAAAGAACAGUUGCAAAUUCAAGCUGUGUGAAGCCAAUCUAGUAUUGUAAUCUAGAUUUUUUUCUUAGAUUAACUUUUUCUUCAACCUUGCAUCGCCUGUUCAACUGCCACAUGCAAGUGUAGUUUGCUAUUUUCCACAUGUCUUCUUUUGCAACAUUAAAUUUAAUUUCUUGGCUACUGGCAGUCCUUGUUUUCUGGGUUGGGACAGAGGUGACUUUUCUGAAAGGUUUAAACAGUUUGUGCAGCAGUGAGUGUCUAACCCAUGUAACAUCUAUUUACUGUGUUUCUACUCUUUGUUUCAAAUUAAGUUAUUAAAUACUUGUGUCUUUUUUACUAGUCACAGGGCAGUAGGAUAUCAAGUGUUUGACAUAUGCACCUUUCAGUGAAAAGGCUUUAAGCUAUAAAAAUCUAUUUCAUCUGUAUAUCCAGUUAAUUAGAAAAUGAAGGUUAAGGGCCUAUGUUUACAAGUUGUAGGAACCAGUAAAAUACACACAACAAAGCUGCCAUUAAUCCUAAAUGUUGUGUUCUGUUUUGUUAUACACAUUUCAUAGCAGAAUACAAGUGCUUGGUGCCACAAUUUUAGCAGUAUAUAAUGCUACUUAAGCAGACUUUGGACUACACAUCGGCAAUGAGUAGUCUCUCAUUUAAUAUCAGAACCUAGCAACUUGGAUGUUUGUGUGUGGACUUAGAAAGCUAGUAUUAGUUAAUCUUUUACACAGUAAAUACAAGUUUAUGCGGGAGGGGGGUCCUUUUACACUGAGGACCUCCUUUAGAGAAGGAGAAGCAUUUGUUGCCUUCUCCUCAGUCUGCUGUAUUCCUUUGCUUUGUUUUGUGCUGUAUUCCUUUGCUUUGUUUUUAACCAUUUUGGUUCAAGAAGGCAUAAUUUCAGUGUAUUCUAUUUUUGGCUUUUCCACGUAAGGAGUGUCCAGACAAAUCUACAGUUUAAACCUGUUGUUGCCUUUUGUGGUGUACUUGCUUUGAGGUAUGCCAUUAACAUGAAUUUCAUUCUGUGAACACUAGAGUUAUGCAUGCCAGUGGUGUACUAUCUAAUGGGAGCUAUAGGCUGUCUCAGUGGUUUAGUCAUCUGCAUUAGACUGUGGAUGCAAAUAGCCCACAACAGCAGAAUCCUUUCACAGUUUUAAUCUUGCAAGAUAGUUGUAAAUCAAGGUUAGGGUAUUUGGGUUUUUUUUAAGAAUAGCAACUUUUAAAAGCAUCAUGAUUGUAAUGAGGAUCAGCACAGCAACAAAAUUUUCAUGUUGAAACAGAGCUCUACAGGCUUCAAACCACUGCUUCACAGAAAUACAGUAUGUGAAGAAUGUGAAUACAGUCAACGCUAUUGAUGGAAAGAAGGAAUACAUAGAUAUCCAACUUGAUGAUGUUAGUGGAAGGAUGCAGGAGAGAUACUGCUAAUGAGAGAUCAGGGGUCUGACCUCUAUUGUGGGUAUUCUUAAUAGCAAAGACUCAGUGGCUUAAGUCCUUUUCUGUCUUUUUUUUUUUUUUUUUUUUUUUGCCUGAUUUCAUUCUUUAGCCUUAAGGCUUAUGCCUCAUUAUGCUGUUAAAUGGUAAUACUGUAUAAAUAUGGUAUCAAUUCUUUAUACCUUGCUACUAUAUUGCAUUAUGUCCUGUAUUUCAUCAUGGGCAACCAAAGGCAGGCUAUUGUCUUUCAGUUCAAAACUUCUCAAUCCAGUCUUUAAGCACCAAGUAUCUGAGUCAGUAAAUUUUCAUUGUGUUUUGAACAAAAUGAGCAGAUUUGCAACACUGCUUUCAUCCUGCAGAUCUGUUAUGUGCUUCCUAUUGACUCUUAAGAGUCCUGCAUGUAAAUCUCAAAGCUGAGCCUGGCUCCAUGAGCCCAAGUUGAUAUUUGUGGCACAAGAAUGAGUGUAUUGAUUACACACAAAAUACACUAAUAACUUAGUACAAUGAAUUUUGGGCUUUACAUCUAAGGAUGUAACAACAAGGUUUGUUUUGAAAUAUUUGAGGUUUAGCUCUACUGGAACAUUUUUAGCAUUUGGCUUGCAUUUGUGGGAUUUUAUGUAAGCCACUCUAAUACACCACAUAUUUUGCUAAUUAGAAUAUAAUCUAUACAGUAUAUGCUGUCAAAUUUUAUGGUUGUUUUUAGAUGUCCCCAUUGUCUGUUGUAUGGGAUUUUUCUUCUCAUCUCUUUUUUUUUUUUUUUUUCUUAAGGUUUGUGUGGAGGGGCGGUUUUGGUUUUGUGGUUGGUUUUUUUAAUAGCUUAAACCACCAUUUUGAGACUUGAGAGUUAUUCCACUCCCUGCCAUCUGUUUUGGGCUUACUUUAGGCUCAUGUUUCAGAUCUGCAUGCAGUGCUUGCAUUACCCUAGUAACUACAUGUUGGUCCCUUGUUCUAGGGGCUCAACAUUACUUUCCAAAUUUAUCAUAGGUCUUGUGAUGACACAAGCCAUGGAUCUUUGUAUAAAAAUUAUUGGCCUCUCAUUUAUCUGCUGUAGUAUUGUUGUAUAUUGUGUGUGCAUGAUGUCGAGCUGCCAUGGAAAACUUUUAAAAAUGAAAAAAAACCCACCUUAAAUGCAGAUCAUCCUUUUUUGCAUGCUUAGAAGGUUAGAACAUUCAAUGUAACAAAUGGAAGUUGCAUGUUAUAAUGUUUAGGUUUGGGGUUUGUUCUGUUUUUAUUUUGUGUUCAGUUUUUCGUGAAUUUCCUUAUUGUGCUGUUUGAAUGGUUGUUAAUAGGAUUAAAUGCACUGGUGAGGCAAACAUAGUUCCAACGAAAGGUAAUUUUCCAGUUGUAUCUCAUACAGCAUUUGAAGGGACCAUGUAUUCUGUUCAAGAAUAAAUAAAAUCGUAAUUGAUAAGUAAAACAAUGAUUUUUUUUCUUUUGAAUGCCAAACCCUAAACUAAGUGGGACUACAUAAAGACUGAAAUACUUUGGGGAAAAUCCUAUUUAUUACAAUAGGUAUACAUCUUCUUUAAAUUAAUUCUUUAAAAUGGAGCAUUUAUCUUCAAAUAGAAUGAAUUACAGUUGCUUCAGGGAAAAAUAAUUAGGGUAAAAAACAGUUUCUGGUUCCUUGAAAAUGUUGUACAUUUUGUAUUUUAUAUCAUUAGUGCAAUUUGGAUGGUUCUUGGUAUGUGUAUAGUUUAAAGGUCUUCGUGUUCACAUUUUAAAAUUAGGUAGUGACUUCAUCUUUAAAGCUUGGUUUCAUUAUUUUUAUUUUCUUUGCAUUUAGAAGUAUGAACACUUUAAAUCUGUUACUUAAUUCUGUAAGUAAUUUUUAUAAUUAUGAUGUAACUCUAUCCUUAAAACAUUUAAAAUAAAUCCUUUAUGUGCAA